AUGGGAGACAAUAGAAUGAUGGAGACUAGUAUGAAUUCUUCUCAAGGUCCUAGAAAAAUUCAUCCAAGAAGAAAACCAACUGAAGCUGAAAAGCUAUUUAAAUGCUAAUGCGGAAAAUCUUAUUUAAGUAAUGAAAGUUUAUACACUCAUCGUAAAACAAAGCAUCCUGAUGAAAUAGCCAAACCAUAUUAAGUUCCUCAAACUGGCGAUGUAAACAUAAACAAUUUGGAGAGAGAUGAUAAUGUUAAGAGAGUUAUUGUGAAUAACGACACUUUUAACAUGCUAACAAAAAGUGCCUUUUUGAAUUUUUUUAAAGAAAUGAAAGAAUUUGCUGACUCAGAGAAAGAAAUACUUAAGCUCUUCCAUUCAGAAAAAAAGGGAUACACUCUUCUAAAUAUGCAAUUUUUGGAAUAAGGCAACUAGAAGUAUUUAAAUUAUUUGAUAAAGGCUUUGCGUUUAAAUGAAAAUAUACCAGAUAUUAGAGAUAUCAGGCUCUUGAAUGGCAAAGAAAAUUAAUGGUUUAAUAUAAAUAUUAUAACUUCCUCAUUAGCGGGAAGGACUAGCAACUUUGCUGGCUUGGGUAAGUAAGAUAGUUUUGAUUUGGGUAUGAACCCUUCUUUAGGGAUUGGUAAUUUCAUAGGAGGAACAGGCAUGACUGAAAGUUACAACGGCGUAUAAAACAUUGAUUUAGGCUUAGAUACUUCAAUCAAAGACCCAAACUUUUUAAAUAUGAGUGAAUGGGGCUAAUAAGAUUAGCGUUAAAACAAUUUAACAAUGAUUUCUUCAGACAAUAAUCCCAACAAAAUGUAGUAAGUGAAAUUAGAAGACAUUCCAGAAUACUAUCGUGAUUUUUACACCAUCGCAAAAGAAAUUAUAAAGCCGAUGACUGAAAAGUUUGCAAUGGAAAUGUGUUAUUUAUUUGAUAAGUUGAUUGAAAUGAGUUCAUAAUAAUUAAAUGCUAAAAUGCAAGAAUACAAGGAAAAAAAUUAAGUCAUUCUUUUGCAACUCAUAUAAUCAGAACAAAACUUAUUCCCUAAAUUCAAUGGUCUUUCCAAAGUUAAUAGAGAGUCUUUAAUUGAAAAAUUCUUAUUUAAUCUUGCCCAUCUCUUCUAAACAAGUGAGCCUGCUCCUAAUCAAUGA
Messenger RNA from Tetrahymena thermophila SB210, 1140 nucleotides. RefSeq names its product zinc finger, C2H2 type family protein. NCBI's taxonomy places the organism in Eukaryota, Ciliophora, Oligohymenophorea, Hymenostomatida, Tetrahymenidae. The transcript has a single exon. The record is from RefSeq and is a predicted model, not a curated record.